Messenger RNA from Balearica regulorum gibbericeps (East African grey crowned-crane), 1446 nucleotides. The record is from RefSeq and is a predicted model, not a curated record. NCBI's taxonomy places the organism in Eukaryota, Metazoa, Chordata, Aves, Gruiformes, Gruidae.
AUGGUUGUAGAAGCUGGUGACUAUUACAUGGUUAAAAAACUCUUAGAGGAAAACAGCUCAGGUGAAAUGAACAUAAAUUGUGUGGAUGUGCUUGGACGAAAUGCUGUUACCAUAACCAUUGAAAAUGAAAACUUGGACAUACUGCAGCUUCUUUUGGAUUACGGCUGCCAGUCGUCAGAUGCACUUUUGGUGGCUAUUGACUCGGAAGUGGUUGGAGCUGUUGACAUUCUACUUAAUCACCGACCAAAAAGAUCCUCCAGACCAACCAUUGUAAAACUAAUGGAACGCAUUCAAAAUCCAGAGUACUCAACGACCAUGGAUGUGGCCCCUGUCAUUUUAGCUGCUCAUCGUAACAACUAUGAAAUUCUCACCAUGCUGUUAAAGCAAGACAUAUCUUUACCCAAACCUCAUGCUGUAGGCUGUGAGUGCACACUGUGUACUGCAAAGAACAAAAAAGAUAGUCUACGACAUUCCCGGUUUCGUCUUGACAUUUAUCGGUGUUUGGCCAGUCCUGCUUUAAUAAUGUUGACAGAAGAGGAUCCGAUCCUGCGAGCUUUUGAACUUAGUGCAGACUUAAAAGAAUUAAGUCUUGUUGAGGUUGAAUUCAGAAAUGAUUAUGAGGAGCUAGCUCAACAGUGCAAAACCUUUGCUAAAGAUUUGCUUGCACAAGCACGGAAUUCACGAGAGCUGGAAGUUAUUCUGAAUCACACAUCUAGCGAUGAACAUGUAGACAAGCGAGGAUUGUUGGAAGAGAGGAUGAACUUAAGCCGCUUAAAACUUGCAAUCAAGUAUAAUCAAAAAGAGUUUGUUGCUCAGUCUAACUGCCAGCAGUUUCUAAACACUGUAUGGUUUGGACAGAUGGCAGGCUAUCGACGCAAGCACACAUGCAAGAAAAUUUUGACUGUUUUGACGGUUGGCAUUUUCUGGCCAGUUCUGUCCCUUUGUUACUUGUUAGCCCCUAAAUCUCGAGUAGGUCGAAUAAUUCACACUCCUUUUAUGAAGUUUAUUAUUCAUGGAGCUUCAUAUUUCACGUUUCUGUUAUUACUUAAUUUGUACUCCCUUGUCUACAAUGAGAAUAAGAAGAAUACAAUGGGACCAGCCCUUGAGAGAAUAGACUAUCUUCUGAUAAUAUGGCUAAUUGGAAUGGUGUGGUCAGAUGUUAAAAGACUCUGGUAUGAUGGUUUAGAAGACUUUUUAGAAGAAUCCCGUAAUCAGCUUAGUUUUGUCAUGAAUUCCCUGUAUUUGGCAACUUUUGCUCUCAAAGUCGUUGCCCAUAACAAGUUUCAUGAUUAUGCUGAAAGGAAGGACUGGGAUGCAUUCCAUCCUACCCUAGUGGCAGAAGGUCUUUUUGCUUUUGCUAAUGUUCUUAGUUAUCUGCGUCUCUUCUUCAUGUACACAACCAGCUCUAUUCUGGGACCACUCCAGGUGAAUAUCAUUACUGCUUGA